Messenger RNA from Nerophis lumbriciformis (worm pipefish), 7343 nucleotides. It is a transcript of the gene dip2ba, whose product is annotated as disco-interacting protein 2 homolog Ba. The record is from RefSeq and is a predicted model, not a curated record. NCBI's taxonomy places the organism in Eukaryota, Metazoa, Chordata, Actinopteri, Syngnathiformes, Syngnathidae.
GCGGCUGGGUCUCUCCCAUUAUGGCGGAGCGGCCGGCGGUGCGGACGGACUGUCUUUCCCCCUCCGAUGUUUGCUUCGUGUCUUGAGGGAGGGCGCCUUAUUUACCCUCUUUUGUAGCUUCCCCCUCACGUUAGCGCUACGUCUUCUUCAACACGCCUGCCCGGGUGUGUGUGUUUUUUUUCCGGCCAAGUCAUGGCGGAGCGCGGCGUGGAUUUGUCAGUCCUGCCAAAGGAGGUUCGAGACCAAUUGGCUGAGUUGGACUUGGAGCUGUCUGAAGGUGACAUCACACAGAAAGGAUUUGAGAAGAAAAGAGCCAAGCUGCUGGCUUCUUACAUCCCCCAUUUGCCCAAUGUGGAUGUGACUUUGCCAGAUGUGCAGCUUUCCCCGGGCCACAGUGGCGACCCCACUCCAAGUCCCGAGGCCCCGGGACCCUCAACAUCUUCAGCCUCCAGACACCACCGUGCACACCGCAGUGGAGGGGCCAGAGAUGAGCGCUACAGAUCAGACAUUCACACAGAAGCUGUGCAGGCAGCACUGGCCAAACACAAAGAGGAAAAGAUGGCACUGCCCAUGCCAACCAAGAGACGCUCAGCCUUUGUUCAGUCUCCAAGUGACGCUUGCACACCUCCAGACACAUCUUCUGCAUCAGAGGAUGAGGGCUCAUUGCGCAGAAAGGCCGCCCUGAGUGCGGCGCUUGCUCAGGGCCUGCAGAGCCCUGAUUACUGGAUCAAUCGUUCCGUCCAAAGUUCCUCCACAUCCUCAUCGGCGUCCUCCACCCUCUCCCAUGGAGAGCCCAAAAGCCAGCCUCAGCCCCAGCCUGCUGCUUCCUUAUUGGCUGACGUACUAGCCCACACCCGCAUAGAAAACAGUGUCCCUCCAGAUGUCACAGCCUCUACUCCUCAAGACAGAAGUUCGAGGGUGGACCUUCCUCCUGCUGUUAGGGGCAUGAGUCGUGGGCAGAGCCGCUGUAGCAUACUUGAUACUGCUGACGGUGUGCCUGUUAACAGCAGAGUGUCCACUAAAAUUCAGCAGCUGCUAAACACAUUGAAGCGGCCUAAAAGACCACCACUCAGUGAAUUCUUCCUUGAUGACUCUGAAGAAAUAGUAGAAAUUCCCCAGCCAGACCCUAACACCCCAAAGCCUGAGGGGCGUCAAAUCAUCCCGGUAAAGGGGGAGCCCCUUGGUGUUGUUAGUAACUGGCCGCCGGCCUUGCAAGCAGCCCUGGCCCGCUGGGGUGCCACCCAAGCCAAAAGUCCUGCCCUUACAGCUCUGGAUAUCACAGGCAAACCCCUCUACACUCUCACAUAUGGCAAACUGUGGAGUCGCAGUCUAAAACUGGCCUACACUCUGCUCAAUAAACUGGGCACAAAGACAGAACCUGUGCUACAACCUGGAGAUCGAGUGGCGUUGGUUUACCCUAACAGUGAUCCCGGAAUGUUCUGGGUAGCGUUCUAUGGAUGUUUGCUGGCUGAGGUUAUCCCAGUGCCUAUUGAAGUACCGCUGUCCAAACAGGAUGCAGGCAGCCAGCAGAUCGGCUUCCUAUUAGGAAGCUGCGGUGUCGGCCUCGCACUGACCAGUGAGGUCUGUCUUAAAGGUCUGCCCAAGACACCAAAUGGAGAGAUCAUCCAGUUCAAAGGAUGGCCACGAAUGAAAUGGGUGGUGACAGACACCAAGUACCUGACUAAACCCUCCAAAGACUGGCAGCCUCAUAUUCCCACCGCCAACACAGACACCGCCUACAUUGAGUACAAAGCGAGUAAGGAGGGGACAGUGAUGGGAGUCGCUGUGUCCAAGAUCUCCAUGCUGACUCACUGUCAAGCCCUGACUCAGGCCUGUAAUUACUGUGAAGGGGAGACUUUGGUUAACGUGCUGGACUGUAAAAAGGAUAUGGGCUUGUGGCAUGGUGUUUUAACGAGUGUCAUGAACAGAAUCCACACCAUCACCGUACCAUAUGCCGUCAUGAAAGCCUGUCCGAUAUCCUGGGUGCAGAGAGUCCACAUUCACAAAGCUCGUGUGGCCUUGGUGAAGUGCCGAGACCUUCACUGGGCAAUGAUGGCCCACAAAGAGCAGAGAGACACCAACCUGUCCUCCAUACGAAUGCUUAUAGUUGCUGACGGAGCAAACCCAUGGUCUGUGUCGUCAUGUGAUGCCUUCCUGAAUGUGUUCCAGUCUCAUGGUCUAAAGCCUGAGGUAAUCUGUCCUUGUGCCACCUCUCCCGAGGCCUUGACGGUGGCCAUACGCAGGCCUGGUGCACGGGGAGCUCCUCUGCCAGCCAGGGCCAUUCUGUCCAUGGGCGGGCUGAGCCAUGGCGUGAUCAGAGUUAACACAGAGGACAAAAAUUCAGCCUUAACUGUUCAAGACGUGGGCCAUAUCAUGCCUGGAGCUCUGAUGUGCAUCGUGAAACCAGACGGGUCUCCGCAGCUGUGCAAAACUGAUGAGAUAGGAGAGAUUGUGAUCAGCUCUCGAGCGGGAGGCACCAUGUACUACGGUCUUCCUGGUGUCACCAAAAAUACAUUUGAGGUGAUCCCUGUCAACCAAUCUGGAGCACCAUUAGGAGAAGUUCCCUUUAGCCGUACUGGUCUGCUUGGAUUUGUCGGACCAGGCAGCCUAGUAUUUGUUGUGGGGAAGAUCGAGGGGUUGCUGAUGGUGAGCAGGCGACGCCAUAACGCUGACGACCUGGUGGCUACCGCUCUCGCAGUGGAACCUGUCAAAACAGUUUACAGGGGGAGAAUCGCUGUGUUCUCAGUUACGGUGUUUUAUGACGAGAGGAUCAUAAUUGUAGCAGAGCAGCGUCCUGAUGCCAGUGAAGAGGACAGUUUCCAAUGGAUGAGUCGAGUUCUGCAGGCCAUCGACAGUAUCCACCAGGUAGGCCUGUACUGCCUUGCCCUGGUUCCAGCAAACACCCUCCCAAAGACCCCACUCGGAGGCAUCCACAUCUGCGAAACCAAGCAGAACUUUCUGGAAGGAAACCUGCACCCCUGCAAUAUUCUCUUGUGUCCGCACACCUGUGUUACCAACAUGCCCAAACCACGGCAGAAGUUGCCUGUGGAUGUUGGUCCAGCUUCUAUGCUGGUGGGCAACCUCGUGGCAGGAAAACGCAUCGCCCAGGCCACAGGUAGAGAACUGGGUGUGGUGGAGGACCAGGAUCUGAUCAGAAAGCACCAGUUCUUAUCUGAAUCACUGCAGUGGAGAGCCCAGACUGACCCGGACCAUGUUCUUUAUGUGCUUCUGAAUGCAAAGGGGGUGGCAGUGUGCACAGCCACCUGUGCUCAGCUACACAAACGAGCAGAGAAAAUAACAGCCACCCUCAUGGAGCGAGGAGGCCUCAACACAGGAGACAAUGUGGUGCUGCUUUAUCCCCCAGGGAUUGACCUCAUCGCUGCCUUCUAUGGUUGUCUUUAUGCUGGCGUUAUACCUGUGACCGUUAGACCCCCCCACCCACAAAACCUGGCUGCCACUCUCCCCACUGUCCGCAUGAUAAUUGACGUGAGCAAAGCAGCCUGCAUCCUCACCACUCAGCCUCUCAUGAGGAUCCUCAGGUCCAGGGAAGCUGCUGCCAGCGUCAACAUCAAAACAUGGCCCACCAUCAUUGAUACAGAUGAUCUCCCAAGAAAGCGUCCUCCACAAAUCUAUAAACCCCCUACAGCUGAGAUGUUAGCUUACCUGGACUUCAGUGUGUCUACCACAGGAAUGUUAACUGGAGUUAAGAUGUCUCACGCUGCAGUUAGCACUCUGUGCCGCUCCAUCAAGCUGCAGUGUGAACUCUACUCCUCACGUCAAAUAGCCAUCUGCCUGGACCCCUACUGUGGCCUCGGCUUUGUCCUGUGGUGCCUCUCCAGUGUUUACUCAGGUCACCAGUCCAUCCUCAUCCCUCCCUUGGAGCUGGAGAGCUCGCUUCCUCUGUGGCUGAGCACGCUCAGUCAGUACAAGAUCAGAGACACCUUCUGCUCAUACUCCGUAAUGGAGCUUUGUACCAAGGGCCUUGGAACCCAGACGGAAAUGCUGAAGGCGCGAGGUCUGAAUCUGUCUUGCGUGCGGAGCUGCGUAGUGAUAGCAGAGGAGCGCCCUCGACUUUCCCUCACACAGUCCUUCUCCAAGCUCUUCAAAGAUCUCGGUCUGUCGUCGCGAGCCGUCAGCACCGCCUUUGGCUCCAGGGUUAAUCUGGCCAUCUGUAUGCAGGGCACAGCUGGACCAGACCCCUCCACCGUCUAUGUAGACAUGAAGUCUCUGCGUCAUGACAGGGUGAGACUCGUGGAACGGGGAGCUCCACAAAGUCUUCCGCUCAUGGAAUCGGGCACUAUCCUACCAGGGGUGAGGGUCAUUAUCGUCAGCCCAGAGACCAGAGGUCCACUGGGAGACUCUCAUCUUGGCGAGAUUUGGGUGAACAGUCCUCACAGUGCAAGCGGCUACUAUACCAUCUACGGGGAGGAAAGCCUGCAGGCAGACCACUUCAACACACGACUCAGCUUUGGGGAGCCUAACACUCUGUGGGCCAGGACAGGCUACCUGGGCUUCAUCAAGAGAACUGAGCUACUGGAUGCUAGUGGAGAUCGCCAUGAUGCCUUGUUUGUAGUGGGCUCCCUGGAUGAGACAUUGGAGCUGAGGGGUUUGCGUUACCACCCUAUUGACAUGGAGACGUCUGUGUCUCGAGCUCAUCGCAGCAUCGCAGAGAGUGCCGUGUUUACGUGGACCAACCUGCUGGUGGUGGUUGCCGAGCUGGGCGGCUCCGAGCAGGAAGCGCUGGACCUGGUGCCCCUAGUCACCAACGUGGUCCUGGAGGAGCACCACCUCAUCGUAGGUGUGGUGGUCAUCGUGGACCCGGGAGUGAUCCCCAUCAACUCCAGAGGGGAGAAGCAGCGGAUGCACCUGCGGGACUCCUUCCUGGCAGAUCAACUGGACCCCAUUUACGUGGCCUACAACAUGUGAUCUGGCUUCAUGCACUUGCACGCAACUGCGAGCGCACAUGAGGGAAAGGAACUUUACAAGUCAGCCACACAUUGAAAUCGCCAGUCUUGCAAUGAAUAUACAGUAGCAGUACUGUAACAAAGUGUGCUUCCUACUCCUCCCUCAUUGCUCAUUUUACAAGACAUUUUUAAUUACAAACAUUAUUUGCUUUUCAUCCAUCCAGAUUUUUUUGUCUCCCCCCCCCAAAAAAAAGCUCUCACUUUUCAGUGACAGGAAGGAACUACAGAGAAGAGCUGGAACUUUCCCCCCUUGCACUUUAAGUCCUCACACCUCUGAUAUUCCCAGUUACAGCUUGACAGGAGAAACCUCACCGUCAGUAUUAAUUAAGUGCUGCCAGCAGGGGGCGCCGCGACACGUUGCCUGUGUGCAAAAUGGCAGCAGAUGUUAAGUGUCUGAAAAUGCACUUGAAUAAGGUUAAGGAGAUAAGCAAAAAAAAAAGGCACAAAAUGUGCUUAGUGACUCCUGGAGAGAACAAAAGAUAAAGGUUAUAUCAUGCAACAAUACCUUCCAUCCAUCCAUUUUCUACCGCUUAUUCCCUUUGGGGCAACAAUACCUGCUUUUUUCAAAUCCCCUAUCAAAGACAAAAUAGAAUCCAAAAUGGAAUUGAAACUUGAGCUAGUUUGAAUGUGUAAUCUUUGGUUCAAAUAGCACACAUUUAUUGUUUUUUUUCAUGCUCCAAAAAGGCACAUAUGUCAUAUCCUGCACAGAAAGAGCCCUUAGCAUUCAAGAAAAAAAAAUCUUCAUGACAGCUGAACAUUGUCUAAGUGAUCUGGAUGACUCACUGGAAAGUGGGCUUCUUAGUGAAAAAGCAGCCCACCUAGCGCGCUUUAGACCACAUAGCACAGUCUUUGUAAUUGUAAGCACACUGCUUUUGCUCUCAAUCGUGCAUCGUUGUUACAUCUUAGGCACACAGCACAUCUCAGAACACAGUUGAAUAGCAUAGGUCGAUUAUUACAAGGCAGGCCUAGGCCUUUUCACAAUAAAGCCCCAUUGUGACAGUAUGGACUGUUGAAUUUCACAGAGAUCACAAGUGAGGACAGAACUUUGCCUUAUUGAAACCUGUGUAACUGUAAUUUGAAGCUCCUCCUCUCAUUUAGAAGUUAUUCCACCAGCUUCUAACCUAACUCAUGUCUUCUUUUUUUUUAAGUUGUAUUUUUUUUUCCCUCAUUCCAUCAUCACUUAUUCCAAUGCUUUCUGAAUGUCUAACACUGAGAACAACAAUCAGAGUGACAGUUACAAGCAAGUCAGAGAUGAAUAUGAAAAAAAAAAAAUCCUACUUUGCAAAAGUUGUAUAGGAGACAAAUGAGGGUAAGGAUGUCAAUAUGUAUUCUGUAUUUUAGGUCAAAUACUGUUAUCACUGGUGUUAUUGUGUAUACAUGAGACUUGACUGAUGUUUCAUACUUGACAGCAUUUUUAUUAUUUUAGUAUGGUUUCAUGUUGCAACAUUUAGAGGAUUCUAGCAGGAACACCAUGCACUUUCCCCAAUAUCGUUCAGUGCGAGUGUGCGUGUGUCUGAGGUGUGUGCGUGUGUUGUGAUGAAUUGGCUUUUCUUAGUGAAACUUUUUUUUUUUUUUUUAAAGAAUAUGAAACCAUCUUUUUUUUAAGAAAAUGUUUUCUUUAUAUUCCUUUUUUAACGUCGCCUUCACUGUACUUUAGUCCGUUCCAUCCAGAUAUGGAAAUUAAUAUAUUUUAUAGGGUUUUCAUUGCUAUUUUCUUGUUUGAAACGCCACAAUUCCUGCAAAUGAGCUGCUUUACUUGAUGGAAAGCAGCUCGGCCACUUGUCACUUUGCAUUCAGUGUCACACGCUGACAUGUUUGCAGGCAAGUAAAAACAAAUCAUCGAAGAAGUGAAGCAUUUGAGCCACUUUGUGAUUCCUCUGUUGCAACUGUCUCACUCUGAGAUGUUUUUAAUAAACUUUUAUAAUUUAAUGUUGGCCUUUAAGCCUUUUUCAAUUGAUACUGGUGCUAUUCAAUUAGGGGAGAAAACAUGUCGUCCAAUGUCUGGAUGCUCAUAAGUGGUUCAUUGUUUUGUUCCAGAAGGGGUCCUCACCAGUUGUGGCAGUUCUGACAAAAAAUAUCAGCAUGCAAUGUAAGUACAAAUAAUUCAACAUUUUCAAGUUGCAGUGAGUGAUCCAGAUUCCAAGCACAUAUGUUAACGUGUAUGCAAGUUUGGAUCUUGUUCUCACACACACAAACCCAAGGGCCCACAAUAUUGUAUACCUCAAUGACUUGUCUCUUCACUAUGCAUCACCGAGCUGCAGCAGUUCUGUUCAAAUGGUGCGAUUUCUCCUAACAUGUCUGGACAAACGAAAAAAAAAUGCUGUCACACUGUCAUUGGAUGUGGUUCAUGUCAAAUAAAAUCAGAUGCUUUGUCAGAAA